Molecule: messenger RNA, 1743 nt
Organism: Drosophila subobscura
Lineage: Eukaryota; Metazoa; Arthropoda; Insecta; Diptera; Drosophilidae
Exons: 6
Coding region: 368-1438 (356 amino acids)
Biological process (GO): phosphatidylinositol phosphate biosynthetic process
Cellular component (GO): phosphatidylinositol 3-kinase complex
Molecular function (GO): 1-phosphatidylinositol-3-kinase regulator activity
Source: RefSeq, a predicted model, not a curated record
GCAAAAAAACCGCGUGUGCUCGCGUGAGUGUGUGUUGUGUUGUGUUUGUGUUUUUUUUUUGGCCGAAAAGACAACAUUUGCCUGCUGUUUAGUGGUUUUACCAUUUAAACUGUAUUUGAAGCUGUAACUCGAGUUACAGUCUGCCCGCUUUGGUGCUAUUACAUCACGCAUAUAGUGCUCUGCUCUCUUGAUCGCCAUUAUGCAGUGAGAGGGAAUCUGCUUUCAUUGAGAAAAACGCGUGCGCAAGAGAGGGACAGGGAGAGAGGCUGUCGUUGAAAAAUCCUGAUUGGAAGUGGAGCAAAACUAUGGAAACUCUGCGAUUGUAAGGAAUGAAGAGAGUGAUGCUUGCGCUUAUCCGAGCUGCCAAAUGUUCCACACAAGUGAAGCUACAAUCAGCUACAAAAAGCUACGCAAUGCCAUCAAGUGUCCAGCCUAUUCCGACAUCUACGGGCAGUACAAAGACUCGUCCUUCGAGAAGUGCCAACAAUGGAGCAGCAAACUGCAGUUCCCAAGGUCAGCAGCAGCGGCAGUGGCCACCGAGGAGCCCAUUCAGAGUCGCACCCACAAGGUCUACGACAGCAUGAAGAACUUUCUGCACCGCAAACUGUUUGCCCAACCCUCGCAAAAGGAGCGGGCACCGAAUGAAGAGCCAACCAGUGAUUAUGAUGAGCAGGACCUUCUCGACUCCUCGUACCAGGCCGACGCGGAGGAAGAGGAGGAGGAAAGGGAUGCCGAUUGCAGCUGCAGCUCCAACUCCAACAGCAGCACCAUUUCCAGCAGUAGCCAUGCGGACACGCCCAAGCGCUCGCCCCAGAAGUCGCUGCUGUCGCUCAACUGCUGGCAGAGCAGUCAGCCAAGUGACUCCAACAAAGAGGAGGAUGAGUCCGAUGCCGGAAUCUCCGACUGCUGCCAGCUGCUGGUGGAGAACACAUCGAGCAACAAACAGCGUCGCAGCUCGCCCAAGAAGCGGACAUCCCUGCCCCGCUACAACAGCGCCAACAGCACCGAGGACGACGACGAUGAUGAGGAGCCGGAACUGUUGGCUUGCGCCUGGUACCAGCCCCGCAUCAGUGCGAAGGCCGCCCACGAGCAUCUGCAGCAGUCGACUCCAGGCAGCUUCCUGCUCCGCCGCAGCACGCCCCGCCACUUUGAGCUCUGUCUGCGUCUCGAACGGAAGGUGAAGACUUACCCCGUGCAGUCCACGCGCACCCAGAUGUACCGCCUGAAGGGGGCCAAGAAGCAGUUCAGCACUCUCAAGGCAUUGAUUACCCACCACUCGGUGAUGGCCGAGCAGCUACCCCUCACCCUGGACAUGCCCAGGGAGCGACAUGUGGUCAAGUCGUCCGCGGUGCGCUAUGCGGAUGACUUCGAGCCGCUGGAGUCUCUCCAGCUCCUGGGCAUACUCAAGAGUUUGCAGGCCAAGAGCAUUGAAAUAUAGACUUAGAGGGCGGCUGAGGGUAUUCUAGAGGGUAUUUUAAAGGGGAUUAUUAAUAUCGAACUGCAAAGGGAACGAUAGGUGAAAGAAAUAUCAUAUAGGAAUUGUUUUCUCUAUGCGUAUUAGUCCACUAAGAAGGCUUUUGUGAUAUAGUUUAUGGACCAGGGCCAGGAUCUGGUCCCCAGAUUUUAGUUGUACAUUGAGGGUCCACCAUUUACCAAUUAAUUGAAAUAUUUCUAUUCGUAUUGAUAAGUUUUCUAUUGUGAAAGUAAAUUAUACGUAAAUAAAAUCGGAACAAUGCAAUCAUC